Molecule: messenger RNA, 950 nt
Organism: Meloidogyne enterolobii
Lineage: Eukaryota; Metazoa; Nematoda; Chromadorea; Rhabditida; Meloidogynidae
Source: the annotation of a GenBank genome assembly
UUAAUUCAAUCUUUUAUCUAUCCAAAAUUAUAGAGAAUGCUCAAUCGAUUCACGAGUUAAUCAGAGUAAAAAAGUUUUAUCCUCCAUCUUCCCUAUUUCAGAUCUUCCAUUUUCAGUUACUUGACCAUAUCUUUUGUGUCCUAUUCUUAAAAAUUCUGAUUUUUUGGUUUUUUAUAAUUAAUUCAAUCCUUUAUCGAAUGAAUCAAAAAUCAGAAAAGCUGGUCAAUCGGUUCAUGAGUUACACUUGUAAAACUCAACCCUACCCCCAUUCUCCCCGUAUUUUCUAGGCGCCUUUUCAGUUAUUUGAAUAUAUCUUUUUUAUCCGAUUCCCCGAAAUUCUGAUAUUUUGGGGAUUUCAUAUCUAAUUCAAUUUUCUAUCAAAUGAAUCCAAAAUUAUGAAAAACUGUCAAUACAUUCACGAGUUACUCUUCAAAAACUCAGCCCUACCUCCCCUUAUUUUCGAGGCGCUCUUCCAUUUUAUUUUCUAAAUUAAACCUUUUUUUCUUAAAAUUUCUUUCUUUUUUCUAUUCAUUUCCACCUUUUCCGGACAAUAAUAGAAUAUAUAAUAAUAGGACCACCAAAGCUUUUGGCCACAGAAAUGAGCUUUUAGCGCUUUUUGCCAUAUAAUGGACUGCGCAACCUUUCGGCAGCCUUCUUUGAUUUUUUUCAAUUUUUUCUUUUGUUGAAUGGCCAAAAAUAAAUUGCGGCAACUAUAAAUAUAUACUAUACUAUAUAUGUAUAUAAAUCUUUUUUUACUUUUCAUGAAAAAAAUUUUUCUUAAAGAAGCGCCUCUCUCCUUGUGUACGGCCAAUUUCCCUCCCCCCCCCCCUUCUCCCACCAAUUUUCCCCUCAAUUUUCUUCCUUUUUUUGCUUUUCCUUCAUUUUUCUCUUAUUUGCAUGCUUUUCCGGUGUAAAUAUCGUUUCAAUCAUUGUCUAUCGUUUAGUAUUCA